Miscanthus lutarioriparius is the source of this 360-nucleotide messenger RNA. The record is from the annotation of a GenBank genome assembly. Lineage: Eukaryota; Viridiplantae; Streptophyta; Magnoliopsida; Poales; Poaceae.
AUGACCUCACUUAUAAUGGUGACAGAUUCUGGACAGCAGCCCCAUCCCAGGAACAUGGAUGAUUCUAAGGAUGCCGAACUCCUUAGGAUUCUUGGAUAUGCGAGGAUGCAUCAAAAACAAAUAAACUCUAGAUGGUAUCAAGAAGAUGCGGUGCUGGAACGUAUAUUGAAGACUUCGGCUAUAAAUUCGAUGUUCCCAGGCAUUGAUCUGGCAAUGCUAAAACAACGGAUUCAGGAAUUUGAGAAGAUGGUCAUAGAUUACUAUGCACCUGUAGUGUUGGAGUAUCACCUGCAGUGUUGGAGGGUCAUCUUUGUAGGCACCUGCAGUGUUGGAGGGCAAUGGAGAACUGUCAGUGUGUGA